AUGCAUAAGAUUAAUUACACAAAAAUAUGCGCAAAUUGUGCUCAAUUGCCGGAAAAUGCCUUUAACUUUGACAAAGAGUGCACCUGCUCUAUACCCUUUUACCUUCCGGAGAAAAUGGAGGAUAAUGUUCAUAUGUACUACAAAUUGUAUGGCUUCUAUCAGAAUAUCUAUCGAUAUAGUUGAUCCAGAAGUAAUAACCAACUGGUGGGUGAGGAUGUGAGGGAUGUUGAGGAUUGUGCUCCAUUCAAAGUAUUUCACCACGGUACUCCCAUUGUUCCUUGUGGUGCUAUUGCCAACAGCAUGUUCAAUGAUACCAUAAUUCUUUCAUACAAACUUAAUUCAUCUACGCAUAUAAGAGUCCCAAUGCUAAAGAAUGGACUUACAUGGUGGACAGAUAAAUAUGUCAAGUUUCAGAAUCCAAGCUUCGAUAGUCUUUCUGGCAAAUUUACAGGAAACACAAAGCCCCCAUACUGGCCUAAACCAAUUUAUGAUCUGGAUAGAAACAAUACAGAAAACAAUGGAUUCCUCAAUGAUGACUUCAUUGUCUGGAUGCGGACAGCUGCCUUUCCAACAUUCAAAAAACUGUACCGUAGACUCUAUCGAAUUCACUGUUUUACUGAAGGCUUGCCUGCUGGUAAUUACAGUUUCAACAUAUCCUAUAAUUUUCCAGUAACCAGGUUCCAUGGAGAAAAAUCUGUUGUUCUUUCCACCCUGACAUGGUGUGGAGGUGGUGGCUUUUUCUUAGGCGUUGCCUACACAGUGACAGGAGCUUUGACAUGGUUGGCCUCCUUUGCCUUAAUGGCAGUUCACUUGAUAUGGAAAAAAAAGAAAGUAACCUUACAACAGUAAAGUCAUGUUUUAAGAAGAAAAGCAGAAAACAGAAGUGGACAAUGAAGUAACAGAACCAAAAAUCUCUGACAUGGCUUGAAAUGACUGAGCUAUUUCAAGAAGGGGAACUGGAUUGACUGAACAAAUACAAUCCCAGACAAAUAAAUAAUGAGAAUUUCAGAGGUGGGGAGGGCUGAAAGCAGAGGAGGAAUAGGAAGAGGGGGGCAAGAAGGAGAGGGAAUAUUUGUGUGUAGUAAAAUGUUCUU
This is a messenger RNA of Heterocephalus glaber (naked mole-rat), 1094 nucleotides long. Lineage: Eukaryota; Metazoa; Chordata; Mammalia; Rodentia; Bathyergidae. The record is from RefSeq and is a predicted model, not a curated record.